This is a messenger RNA of Notechis scutatus (mainland tiger snake), 1941 nucleotides long. It is a transcript of the gene KCTD15, whose product is annotated as potassium channel tetramerization domain containing 15. NCBI's taxonomy places the organism in Eukaryota, Metazoa, Chordata, Lepidosauria, Squamata, Elapidae. Gene Ontology annotation, biological process: protein homooligomerization. Gene Ontology annotation, molecular function: protein binding. The record is from RefSeq and is a predicted model, not a curated record.
CCGGACGCCGAUGCCGGCUGCAGCUGCGCGACGACCCGGCGGCGCGGCGAUGGCUCGAAUCAGCCCGGCCGCUUUCCCGCCCGCCCGUCGCCGGAGGGACGUGGCCGCCGUGGCCUGACGCCGUCGAGCAGCGGGAACGCUCGGACCGUUAGCGGGCACGGAAAGUUUCUAGGAGGAAGGCAGAGCGAUGUCCCGGCUGUCUCUGACCCGGUCCCCAGUUUCUCCCAUUGCCGCUCAAGGAAUUCCUCUCCCUGCCCAGCUCACCAAAUCUAACGCCCCGGUGCAUAUUGAUGUAGGAGGUCACAUGUAUACCAGCAGCCUAGCAACUUUGACCAAAUACCCAGAUUCCAGAAUAAGCCGCCUCUUUAAUGGCACAGAGCCGAUUGUCUUGGACAGUUUAAAACAACACUAUUUCAUUGAUCGAGAUGGUGAAAUAUUCAGAUACAUCUUGAGCUUCUUAAGAACUUCAAAGCUGCUGCUCCCGGAGGAUUUUAAGGACUUCAGUCUUUUAUAUGAAGAAGCCAAGUAUUACCAGCUGCAGCCGAUGAUCAAAGAACUGGAGCGAUGGAAGCAGGAGAAAGAGCAACAGAAACAUUUCCAGCCCUGUGACUGCUUGGUGGUGAGAGUGACGCCGGAUCUCGGUGAGCGGAUCGCAUUGAGCGGGGAGAAGGCGCUGAUCGAGGAGAUCUUCCCAGAGACGGGGGAUGUGAUGUGCAACUCGGUGAAUGCUGGCUGGAACCAGGACCCCACCCACGUCAUCCGCUUUCCCUUGAACGGGUACUGCCGGCUGAAUUCGGUGCAGGUCCUUGAACGGUUGUUCCAGAAGGGAUUUAAUGUGGCAGCGUCCUGUGGUGGAGGCGUAGAUUCCUCCCAGUUCAGUGAAUACGUGCUGUGCCGUGAAGACCAGAGACCACAGCCCAAUACCACCAUCAGAAUAAAGCAAGAACCCCUAGAUUAAGGACCGACUCCCUCCUUCCUUGGAGACAGUGGGCGUGUUCAAAGGUCCCCUUGGGUGGAAACACUCAGGACUCCCAGAACAGUAUUAAUGCAGGAGCAGCCAGCCUGUUUCUGAAGCAACCCUGUUGUAUGGCCAGCCAUGACUCUCAACGUGGAGACAAGGACAAGGACACAACCCAGAGUUGUUUGUAUUAUUUACUCAAGUCAUCGCAGUGCACUCGGAAGCCUGGCGUGUUGUGGGAUUGUUUUGGCUCAUGGAAAGUAGUGGUGCUUCUGUAAAGAACUUAACUGGACCGAAUUUGGUGGAAAAGACCAAUUUAUGUAAUUAAAGUAUGUCUCACUGAAGGAAUGAGCCCACCAGCUUCCUGGACGAUAGCCCCUCUGUCCUACGAAUGUGUCAAAACCUUGAUAGCUGCCAGAAGGAAACUGGUGGUAUGCUGAGCGUCUUCCCUGAGCCCUGUACUAUCUCUGGCCUGUCAGUCGUUCCUCCCCUAUCUCCAUUUGUUACUCAUGGUCUUUUUGCUCAUUCCUUGGAUUCGUUGCAUUAUGGCUUAUUUUUCUACGGCGCCUACCGUUGUCUUAGAGGAGCCAGUUCAGGGAAGGGACCAAAUGGUGCUGGACCUGAUUUCAUUCUUUCCAGUCCUACAUCUUUUGCUGUCCCCUCAUACACAGACACAACUCGCACAGCUGCAAAUUCUUUUUUAAAAAAUGAGGUUCAAAUCGAGUCCUUUUGCAAAAUUGUGUAACUUUAAAUAGGUCCUGAGGUGAACCCAACGUUAAGUUAUGCUGGUUUUUAUUGUCGAUAAGAACGGCAAGUGGCUUAAAUGGUGUCUCAAGUCACUCUUCAUUCAAAUUCAGUCCCCAUAUUGCCUUGACACAUGGAAAUGGAUGAUGCCACACUGAUUGGAUGUUGCAUGUCAUCUGUUUAAACCAGGGGUCUCCAACCAUGGCAACUUUUAAGCCUGGUGGACUUCAAUUCCCAGA